Orbicella faveolata is the source of this 1026-nucleotide messenger RNA. RefSeq names its product glutathione S-transferase omega-1-like. Gene Ontology annotation, molecular function: glutathione dehydrogenase (ascorbate) activity; glutathione transferase activity. Gene Ontology annotation, biological process: glutathione metabolic process. The record is from RefSeq and is a predicted model, not a curated record. Gene Ontology annotation, cellular component: cytoplasm. Lineage: Eukaryota; Metazoa; Cnidaria; Anthozoa; Scleractinia; Merulinidae.
UCAGGGUGACGCAGCAGAUCUCCGUUUGCCGUAAGCUACAGUGUAGUGUGUGGAUUAGUUUGUUGAAGAAAAUGAGUCAUUUUUCCAGUGGAUCUCAAAAACCAGCCCGAAAAGGGGACGGUCUUCGUCUGUACAGUAUGAGAUUCUGUCCAUUCGCUGAGAGAGCCCGCCUUGUGCUUGCGGCCAAAGGUAUUGAGUAUGAGUGCGUGAAUAUCAACUUGAAGGAUAAACCAGAGUGGUUUUUGGAAAUAAACCCUCUGGGAAAGGUCCCAACUAUUGAGAUGCCCGAUGGAAAGGUCAUUUAUGAAUCUGCAAUCUGCUGUGAAUUCCUGGAGGAUAUGUACCCGGAAAAGGCACCCCUCUUUCCUAACGACAGCUUUUCCAAACACAAGCAGCGAUUGCUGGUUGAAGUUUUGGGAAACAAGAUUAUUCCCGCCUUUUAUAAAUCUCGAACAGGCGGCCCUGAAGAGCAGCAAGAACUAGACAAGCAGCUCACUGAAUUUGAAAAAGAGCUAGGAGAUAAGAAAUUCGUCGGAGGUGACAAUCCUAGCAUGGCAGACUACCUGAUGUGGCCGUGGAUUGAGCGCCUGUAUAUGCUGGAUGACCUGAGCAAGUUCCCAGUCCUCUCAGCUUGGUGCGCGGCAAUGACCAACUUGGCCGCAGUCAAGGAAUGUAGCUAUCCAGUGGAGUGGCAUAAAAAGUUUGUUGAGUUGUACAGGGAGGGAAAUCCAGACUCACAGCUUGUCGGCAUCGAAGAAAAGGCGUAAACAACAGUCCUCUUACAAGGUCUUUUGCCAUUUUCUUUCAUUAAGUCUAGAUACAGGACAUUUGCGUUUUCAUUUAUCUCUGAAAGCUGACUCAAGUAGGUUGAACUGAAAAGUAAUGUAGUUUUUAGUCUAAGAGCUCGUAGAUCGUUGAAAUCUGUUAUAAAAACAAUAGUCAUGCGAGGAUAGCUCUUGGCUUUUGUAACUGGUUAUUCUCUGUAUUUACGUAAUUUUACUGAAUAAAAGAAAUACCGUCAGCACA